Messenger RNA from Puntigrus tetrazona (Sumatra barb), 1485 nucleotides. Its product is annotated as high affinity nerve growth factor receptor-like. The transcript is spliced from 8 exons. Bases 178 to 1392 code for a protein of 404 amino acids. Gene Ontology annotation, biological process: cell surface receptor protein tyrosine kinase signaling pathway; cell-cell adhesion; protein phosphorylation. Lineage: Eukaryota; Metazoa; Chordata; Actinopteri; Cypriniformes; Cyprinidae. Gene Ontology annotation, molecular function: transmembrane receptor protein tyrosine kinase activity; cell adhesion molecule binding; ATP binding. The record is from RefSeq and is a predicted model, not a curated record. Gene Ontology annotation, cellular component: plasma membrane; cell-cell junction.
UCUAACAGGUGGAGCUCUUGAGAGGUAGUGAGAGGAGGAGAGCUCAAUAGCUCAGUUCCUGGAUGGGAUCAUAACCCUGAGUGCUGGCCAAGAGAAGAGCCGCUUCUCCUCACGUCCAGAGUUGCUGCUGCAGGGUGGAGUUUCUCCCAGGAUAACAAAACUCACUCGAACCCCACCAUGGCUGACCGUAAGGUGGCCCCGGUUGCGGUUGCGCUUCUCGUCCUGGUCGCGCCAGCCCUGAGCGGAUGCCCAAGCGCCUGCCGCUGCUCCUUCGCCAUGCUUCAGUGCCUGGAGCCGGACGGAAUCAGCAGCAUCCCCGCGCUGGCGGCGCAGGAGAGCGAAAACGUCACUGAAAUAUACAUAGAGGGUCAAACCAACCUGGAGAACAUCACAGAUGUAGACCUCCCCAACUACAGAGAACUGAAGAACCUGACGGUCACAUAUUGUGGGUUGCUGUACAUCUCCGAAAAUGCCUUCCAGCAUAAUUUCAAGCUGCAGUAUGUAAACCUGGCCUUUAAUUAUCUGGCGCACAUCAGUUGGAGAGUGUUCCAAUCAGUCCCUCUGUUGAGUCUAGUCUUGAGGGACAAUUCGCUCACCUGCUCGUGUGACAUUUACUGGCUUCAGCAGUGGCACAGAAAAAGACAAAGUGACGCUGAUUCUCAACAAACCUGCAUCCACAACGGCAACAGCAUUCAGCUGGAUUCAUUUGAAAUGGAUAACUGCAGUAUUCCCGAGGUCACAAUUCACCCCUCAACACUGACCACUCAAGAAGGUGGAAAUCUGACAUUCACCUGUCUGGUGACAGGAGUACCAACACCGGUGAUCCGCUGGAGAACAGAGCACCUACAGUCCAACUGGACCCUGCAGCGAGGAAUCUGGGGAUCAAGCCUGGAGCUGAUUCUGUACAUGAGGAACGUUUCUUCUGGAGACAACCUGCACAACCUCACCUGUGAGGCGGAGAACCGGGCAGGAAUGGGAGAAGCCGUGGUGCAGCUGGACAUUGAAUUUCCAGUGCGGAUCUUGUUUCUAAAGGACCCAGAGCCGCAACAUCACUGGUGUUUCCCAUUCGCUGUGGACAGCAAUCCUCCCGCCAGCAUCAGAUGGCUGUACAACAACCUGCCUCUCAUUGAAACACGUUACUCCUACACCGAACUCAUCCGAGAUGACGGCUCCAUUCAAUACGGCUGUCUGUUCCUCAACAAGCCCACGCACCUCAACAAUGGCAACUACACGCUCAUCGUGGAGAACAAACUGGGCAGAGACCAGGCUACAUGCUACGGGAAGUUCAUGGACAAUCCUUUUGACCCCUCUGACCCGGAGGGCAUCAUUCCUGCACUGAUAAAAGUGUUUCGCUUGAUUUACUUAAAAAAUAUGAUGAAUUUUUUUGCAUAAUUAUAUAUCGUAGUUGAAACAAGACUAGUCUUUGUACAAACUACAUAAUUUUACGGUUUGUUGAAAUAAAAUUUGCACAUAAAGUUAACUUAA